Molecule: messenger RNA, 495 nt
Organism: Strongylus vulgaris
Lineage: Eukaryota; Metazoa; Nematoda; Chromadorea; Rhabditida; Strongylidae
Source: the annotation of a GenBank genome assembly
AUGGGACGGGUGCAGCAAAAGCUGGACAUUAUGUCUGCCGUCCUUCAGAAUAAAUAUUUUUGCGUGCGGUCAGGGCUAUCUUUUGGAAAAUUUCCUUGUCGUUCUCGCUUGAUUUAUCUUUCUUCGCUUAUAUGUGGCAUUAUUAUCAUCUGUGCAGACGAAACAGGCAUAUUAACUCUGAAGAAGACCUUUCCAAAUGAUCUCACUUUUGCUUUAUGCCCUAACCACUCUCCAUUCUGGCACCCAAGUGAUUUUGUGCUUCCUCAGGAGGAUGUUGCGCACUUGAGACAAGAAGUGCUUAAUCAAGUGGACAUGCUCGAGAUUCAGCAGAUCACACCUGAAAAGAAACUGUUAAUGCUUCGUAAAGCCCAUCCCUGGUUGUUUGAAUGGCCGUGCCUCUAUGCGGAUGUACUGGAGCUUUUGGAUGAGUACCGGUUGUACAUCAGAGAUCAAGAUUUCAUUGUCAUCGCGCUUGCUGUUCUACCUGUCACAUGA